This is a messenger RNA of Aspergillus oryzae RIB40, 1131 nucleotides long. RefSeq lists its product as uncharacterized. Bases 1 to 1131 code for a protein of 376 amino acids. Gene Ontology annotation, molecular function: protein binding. The transcript is spliced from 3 exons. NCBI's taxonomy places the organism in Eukaryota, Fungi, Ascomycota, Eurotiomycetes, Eurotiales, Aspergillaceae. The record is from RefSeq and is a predicted model, not a curated record.
AUGAGAGAAUCACUCCAAGCUUUCAUCUUUUCGAUGCUCCUCCUUGGAUGCAACAUUGCUCCCGCACACGCGAGAAUACCAGCGUCCGCUUUCAGAAGUGGACGGUUGCGCUCUUACAAUGAUACGCCGAUAUACAACCCAGAUGCUGCCAAGCCUGGAUGUCCUUCUCUCACGGGGAACAUCACCGUCAAUGCCUACCAAUUGUAUCCGGAACAUGCCGACUUCGAUGAGAAUGACUGUCUAGUCUAUCUAAGCGCCCUCUACAAUAGCACUGUCGCUGUUUACGAUCCUUACAAGAAGAAAAUGGUGAAUACUAUACAGCUUCCGGGACUCUCUGGUGACCCGACACUCCACAUGAGUGGCGUUGUGGUGGAUCCUCAAGGUCUACUCUCGGUCAUCGUGGAUGCCGGCGCUGCCUUUGACACUCAAGGCCAAGAUAUUUCAGGCGACAACUUCCUGGUUAAGGUUGAUCCAAGCCGUGGUCAGGUCCUUUGGAGAAAGAACCUUACUGAAGUAACGAAUGGCGUGUACGGUGGCUACCAAGAUGCUGCUCACGACACUCGCGGCAACACCUUUGUCGUGGGCACUUUCCCGGCGAGCAUCGUGAAGGUUGGUCCCAAUGGCUCAACUGCCAUUCCUUGGUACUUGCAGCCUCAGCCCAACCAAACAGUUCCUGGCCUCUCGGGACUUGCUGUCAAAGGUGACAUACUGCUUGGUACGGAUGGCUCCGAUGGACAGCUGUACCGUUUCAACAUGACAGACGAAAUGGGACACAAAAUUCAUGUUCCGCUGAGGGGCAGGAAUGCGACUAGGAUCGGUAAUAGCUUGGAUGGAAUCCUUCUGCCAAAGCAAUUCAAUGGCACCGUAUUGUUGGUCUCUGACACUACGGAUGGAACCAUUGUGCUCCGUUCAGCUGAUGGACUGUGGACAAGUGCAGAGAUGGUGGGAACAGUUCCCAACCUGUAUGCAUCUCAGAACGGAUUUUCAGUGGACAACGUGGAGAUUGGCGGCAGCUUGUACUCGGUCACUGAGUUCUUCCUUGAUGAAAAAGUUCCGGGGACUCUGGCAGGAAACCGAACGCAGUUUCCCUUGGUUGAUAUCACACAGCAGGUGCUAAGAUUGCUAAAGUAG